Molecule: messenger RNA, 1606 nt
Organism: Daktulosphaira vitifoliae (grape phylloxera)
Lineage: Eukaryota; Metazoa; Arthropoda; Insecta; Hemiptera; Phylloxeridae
Exons: 4
Coding region: 114-1475 (453 amino acids)
Source: RefSeq, a predicted model, not a curated record
AAUACUAUGCUGAUAUAAGUAGGGAUUCACUUGUCCCCCAUAACGAGUAAGUCACAGUAUAUAAACAUCAAUUUGAUGAAAAAUCAAUAACAUUCUACUAAUAACUUUCAACCAUGGCAUCUAGCAUAUUUUUGAUAUUGGUUCUUUUAACAUGCGUGAAAAUUCAACAUAUUUUUGGUGCUGAAAUAUUUCACCAUCUUGAUUUAAAACCUAUAGCCGAGGAAAAUAUUGAAGAUGAUGUACCAUUUAAAAAUUUAGCAAUAAUGGGUGCCGCCCAUCAUCGUCCUCAAACUUCUAGUUUUAGCCAAGGUUCAGGUUCAGGUAUUGGAGGUGGAUUUUCAGGAGGAUUUGGACAUGGUCAUGGAUUUGGAAGUGCUUCAACUGGUAAUGAAUUUGAAGCAACAGGUUCAGGUUUUGGAUCAAAUAAUUUCGUUGAAUCGAGUGGUGGUGGAUUUGGCUCAGGCACUGGAUUUGGCAGUGGUUCUGGAUCUAAUUCUGGGGGAUUUGGCUCAGGAGCUGGAUUUGGCAGUGGUUCUGGAUCUAAUUCUGGAGGAUUUGGCUCAGGAGCUGGAUUUGGAAAUGGUGGCUCUGUAUCAAAUGGCGGAGGAUUCGGUUCAGGUGCUGGAUUUGGCAGUGGUUCGGGAUCUAAUUCUGGAGGAUUUGGCUCAGGAGCUGGAUUUGGAAAUGGUGGCGCUGUAUCAAAUGGCGGAGGAAUUGGUUCAGGCGCUGGAUUUGGCAGCGGUUCGGGAUCUAAUUCUGGAGGAUUUGGCUCAGGAGCUGGAUUUGGAAAUGGUGGCGCUGUAUCAAAUGGCGGAGGAAUUGGUUCAGGCGCUGGAUUUGGCAGUGGUUCGGGAUCUAAUUCUGGAGGAUUUGGCUCAGGAGCUGGAUUUGGAAAUGGUGGCGCUGUAUCAAAUGGCGGAGGAAUUGGUUCAGGUGCCGGAUUUGGCAGUGGAUCUGGAACUAAUUCUGGAGGAUUCGGUUCAGGUACUGGAUUUGGCAGUGGUUCUGGAUUUAAUGGUGAAGGAUUCGGCUCAGGUACUGGUUUUGGAAAUAGUGGCACUGUAUCAGGCAGUGGUUCGGGGUUUGGAGGUGGAACUGGUGCAAUUGGCAGUGGUUUCGGAAAUGGUUUAGGAUCUAAUAAUAGUGGAUUUGGUGAAGAAGAACAGGAAAAUUAUGGCAGUGGGGAAGAAUUUGAAGUUGGUUUUGAAAGUGGUGGUGGAAUUGGAGGAGGUAAUAGCGGGUCAUCAGGUAGUGGUAUUGGUUUUGGAAGUGGCAACGGAAUUGGAAGUAAUCAAGGAGGAGGAGGGUUUGGUUUUGGAAGUGGGAUUGGUAUCGGUUCUAGUCACAACCAAGGCGAAGCUCAAAUAAAUGGACAACAUAGACCCCAUUUCUCAGGAUCUCAUGGCUCAGGCCAUUUUGGUGGAAGUAUUGGAUUUAAUGUUGGUGGAGCUGGACAUGGAAAUUUUUUAUCUUAAAUAUAAUCCAGUAAUACUAUACAUCGUUUUAAUUUAUUUAAAAUAAUAUACAAAAGAUAAAUAUUCCAUAAAGUAUGUAUAACAAAAAAAAUUCCGAUGAAUAAUAAAUUAACUAAUAAUUUUUUAAUAAA